GCGGGGCCGCCCCUGCCCGCACACCCGGAGGGGUGGAAACAUGGAUGAAGUAAAGACCGCUCUAAGGAUCAUAGAGCAGAAGUACAAGCUCUUCCUGCAGCAGCAGUUCACGUUUAUUGGAGCCCUGCAACACACCCGAGAGAACGCACAUGACAUGCUCAGACCUGUGGCAAGCAUCGACCAGGUACAGUCCUACCUGGACCAUUACUGUCACAACUCCACAGACAGGCGUAUCCUCAGCAUGUUCCUCAACAUCUGUGAUGACCUCAGAAAGCUCUGCUACCAGCUGGAAACUGUGCACUCUGGCAACAACAUAACCAACAACCUUCUGGAGAGAUGCAAACUGCUCCUGAGCCACAGCAACGACCUCAGCCUCCUCCGAGCUAGAUACCCCCACGAUGUUGUGAAUCACCUGAGCUGUGAAGAAGCCAGGAACCGUUACGGAGGGGUGGUGAGCCUCAUCCCCAUCGUGCUAGACUGUGUCAAGGAGUGGGUCACCCACACGGAGAAGCUGACGUGGCACAAGCUGCGUAAUGUGAGUGGUGGAAGUGGUGCCUCUGAGAAGGGGGCACCCCAGGAUGCACCUGAUAGGGCAGCCUCUUCCCAGACACCAUCUACUAAGCCCCCGGAGGCUGAGAGCACAGCUAAAAACGAAGUUAAUGUAAAAGUGCAGGACAGUAAGAAUGUCCAGAAAAAGCAACUGACUGACACAGGAAGUCACAGUGGGCAACGUAAGGCUCCCUGGAAACCACCGGGUAGACAUGCCUUUUAAAGGAUCAGAGCUCAUGCAUCUUCUGCUUACCACCCUGGAUCCAGUGGCUGAUUACAGACAAUGAAAAAACCACUACAGAUCCUUCCUACCCGAGUCCACUUCCUGAAGAGUUAGCCCUGUAAGCCAGCACGGACAGAGACAUUCUCCCUUACCCAUAGCCCCACUCUCCUCCUUAGAGUUGUAUCCCAUCAGAAAUAGCUGUAGCACUGCAGCUGGUCCCUUUGACCAGCAGGGUGCAGUCAGAAGGAGUUAGGUUCUAACCACUCAGCCACAAAUCUGGGGCAAGCUCCUUGAAAAGGAAUUUUACACUUUCCCACACUUCUUUCAGAGGAACACCCACUCGCCAGCCCAAGCCAGAGGUGUGAAGAACCUGCAUGUCUGAAGGCCACGAUGCAGAGCAGCAAAGGCCUCUCAUUAGGGAUUCAGAUGUUUGUUUUAAGAUUUAAGCUUCUGCCUGAAGUUCCCUCAGCCCACCAGAAUUUCCUGGUUAUUUGGACCAAAGAACCAAAGCCUGCAGGACACUAAUGGUGUCUCCCUUAGCCAGAGUGCUUCAGCUGCACCAGCUGUGCUCUGCUGCCUCCUUCUUGCAGGUUCUCACACCUUUCCAGUAGACACCACAUGAAACAUCUUCCCUUACAUCUGUUUGACUCCUUUGCUGUCCUGUAAAGGAGGACAAACUUCAGUUUGCACUUGGCUUGAUGUACUGACAAUACCCAAACUUGAAUAAA
Molecule: messenger RNA, 1500 nt
Organism: Apus apus (common swift)
Lineage: Eukaryota; Metazoa; Chordata; Aves; Apodiformes; Apodidae
Gene: SPACA9
Product: sperm acrosome associated 9
Exons: 4
Coding region: 41-772 (243 amino acids)
Cellular component (GO): ciliary base; acrosomal vesicle; sperm flagellum
Source: RefSeq, a predicted model, not a curated record